AUGCUUCCACAAUCUCAAGGAAAAGAUUUCUUAACCGGAUUUGGUUACAGUCCUUCAACCAAUAAGUACAAGGUUGUCAGAAUCUAUAAUGGAAUUGUUGAGGUAUUCACUCUUUGCAGCGGCAUUGGAUGGAGAAACGUGGGGAAAAUGGACUAUGAUGUGCCCGUGUGGAAUGAGUACUGUGGUACAUUUGUGGAUGGAGCUAUUCACUGGAUGGACAAGAAAGGAACCAUUUUUGCCUUCGAUUUGGCUGAUGAAGAGUUUCACGAACUUCCAUCACUACCUUGUUUGCCACGAGCUGGUUUAAUUCCUUCUCUUUCUAUUAGUCUACAUGUUUUAGGCAAUCUCUUAUGUGCAUUACAUCUCAAUAAAGAAAGUUGGGAGAUAUGGUCUUUGAAGAAGCACAAAAAUCAUCAACAUGUGUUUUGGAGUGAAGAGUUUAGUGAUGUUAAUGAUAUCAAUAUCCAUCCAGUCAUAUUUACAAAGAGUGGUGGGCUUCUAUGCUACGAUAAAAAUGAUAAAAAUGUCUAUCGUUAUGCUCCAGAAGCUUCCUCUCCCAGAAUGCUUGUGAAUUUUGGUGACAGUGUUACAUUUUUUGGAUUCCCUCACAAGAACACUUUUGUGUCUUUGAAAGCUUUAGGAGAAGAAGAUACGAAACUAAUGGAUUUAGGGGAAAGCGCAAAGUCUAGCAGGGAGACAGAAAGCAUUGAUCAUCAGCCAACAGAAAAGAAGGACGAAAGAGAUCUCUAA
Papaver somniferum (opium poppy) is the source of this 750-nucleotide messenger RNA. Its product is annotated as F-box protein At3g07870-like. The transcript has a single exon. Bases 1 to 750 code for a protein of 249 amino acids. The record is from RefSeq and is a predicted model, not a curated record. Lineage: Eukaryota; Viridiplantae; Streptophyta; Magnoliopsida; Ranunculales; Papaveraceae.